Molecule: messenger RNA, 3956 nt
Organism: Megalobrama amblycephala (Wuchang bream)
Lineage: Eukaryota; Metazoa; Chordata; Actinopteri; Cypriniformes; Xenocyprididae
Gene: etnk1
Product: ethanolamine kinase 1
Exons: 8
Coding region: 115-1197 (360 amino acids)
Biological process (GO): phosphatidylethanolamine biosynthetic process
Cellular component (GO): cytoplasm
Molecular function (GO): ethanolamine kinase activity
Source: RefSeq, a predicted model, not a curated record
ACCACUGGAGGCGUAUCCGUGCAGAACCUGAGCUUAAAUCCGCACCCUGCUUUACAUUAUCGCAUUCAUUGAACCUUCCUCGUCUCAGAGCAGCAACAGCGAGCAUUUACAGCAAUGGCCAAUUACAUCCAUGUCCCAGAUGGCGCACCGGAGGUUCCUAAAUUAGACGUGACUGUAGAUGAGCACGAUUACAGAGCCGGAGCGCUGAAACUCGUCAAGACGCUCAGACCCCACUGGAAACCUUCUGAGGUCAAAAUGAAGUUUUUCACUGAUGGCAUCACAAACAAGCUGAUUGGCUGUUACGUCGGCGGGUCCAUGCAGGAAGUAGUCCUGGUACGGGUCUACGGGAACAAGACGGAACUGUUUGUGGACCGUGAAAACGAAGUGAAGAGCUUCCGUGUCCUGCAGGCACACCGGUGCGCUCCGCGACUCUACUGCACCUUCAACAACGGCCUGUGCUAUGAGUUUCUGCAGGGUGUGGCCCUGGAGCCCGAGCACAUCCGCAGCCCUGCCAUCUUCAGGAACAUUGCAAGGCAGUUGGCAAAAUAUCAUGCCAUACAUGCCCACAAUGGCUGGGUGCCCCAGUCAGACCUCUGGCUGAGAAUGAGCAAGUACUUUUCUCUUGUUCCUACACACUUCGAGGACCCUGAGAUGGACCAGAGGCUGAACAGUGAGGUGCCCAGCUCCGCAUGUCUUAGAGACGAGAUGAUCUGGCUUCAGCAGAGCCUUUCUAAACUGGGUUCCCCAGUCGUUCUCUGUCACAACGAUCUGCUCUGUAAGAACAUCAUCUACAACCAAAAGGAAGGAAAUGUCAAAUUCAUUGACUACGAAUAUGCUGGGUACAAUUACCAAGCCUUUGACAUUGGGAAUCACUUCAAUGAAUUUGCAGGUCUGAAUGAGGUGGACUACACCCUUUAUCCUAGUCGAGAGCUCCAGUUGCAGUGGCUCCGAGCCUAUCUGGAGGCCUACAAGGAGUACAAAUCACAGGGCAAACAGGUCUCUAAUACUGAAGUGGAGGUCCUUUACGUGCAAGUCAACCGCUUCGCCUUGGCAUCUCAUUUCUUCUGGGGACUGUGGGCAUUAAUCCAGGCUCAGUACUCCACCAUUGACUUUGACUUCUUGGGAUAUGCAGUUCUCCGUUUCAACCAGUACUUCAAGAUGAAACCCGAGGUGACUUCACUGCACCUUCCAGAAUAAUCUCUCAGGUCGUGGCUUGCGCUACUCUAGAGAAGGGCUCCCCCUGGUGGACUUAAGAACUAGCUGGAGGUCUCUUCAGUUCGUAGACUGAACACUGCACUUACUUGUCUGAACACGUCAUUUUAGAUAAGCCCCAAAAUCAUUUCUGAACUCAAAGUUGGUUUAGUGUUGUAGAAAACCAAGCACCUAAGUCCUCCUCCUCCUCGCUUUUAUGUGGCGAUCGAGAGAGAGGGUCACCCCAGUGCCCUAGUUCAUGAUAUUGCCAAUUGAGGAAGCAAACAACUGACAUAUAGAUAGCUUACUCUGGAGCCUUGACUUGCCAAUGUAUAUGAAGAGUGAGCCUGGGAGAAUCUUAAAUAAAGAAAAGCUCCCCAGAUACCCAUCCUCCAAGGACAGGGAACCUCAGACAACAACAAUUAUUAUCAAAAGACAAGAGAGGAGGCCCACUGGGUCUGUUUUUAGCAACUAACUAUCAUCCUAAAGGUCAUUCCUGCUUGUUUACACAACUUUUAAGGGGAGAAAUCGGUGUACUGUAAGAUAUUGUUGGGUUUACUGUAUUCAUAGUCUCUGAUUGUGUCUAAACGGCAAACUUUGGGCCUGCCUGUUCCUACGAGGGUUGUUCCUGGCACAGCUGUGGUAUAAGAUGUGUAAUUCAGGGACCAAUAGAAGCUUCGUUGUACAUUUCUGGCAGACGAUUCCUCCCUCAACCUCUCACUGUGAACCACUGUAUAACGCAUUCAUAAUGUUUCUCAUUGUUUUCUCAGCGUGGUGCUUGGAGAAGGUAGAUGCACAGUAGCCGUGGCUACAAUGAGCCGGUAGCUAAUCUGAAGCCCACACCAAAGUGCUGAUAUUUCUUGCUUGUAUAUUACGCACAGUAUAUUUUUCCACAUUAGAAAUAACGUGGUAAUAUUUACAGUUCAAACGGUGGAUUUUGUACUUAUUUAAAUGGCGCCGGUAAAGAGAUCACUCACUUUUUUCUCGGAGGUAUCGGUGAAUUCUUUGUAAUGGAUGUAUUUUUUGGAAGCCUUAAUGAAGAUGGCGUCGCCUGCUGAACGCACUAAAGCUUUUGUAUUCAUGCUCCCCGUCCGCAUAGCUAAACGACAGGCCUUUUUGCACAAACCGACUGCUUUGAGAACAAAACCAGUCCUCACUUUAUCUUGCGAUGGGCCGCUCUUUCUGCUUAAGACGUAGUUUUAACCGCACAUGUUGGGAGUAGAGAUUUUGGUAACACUUUAUUUUACAGGGUCCCUGUUACACAUGUUACUAAACUGAACUGCUAUAGUAAAUAGAGUUUAUAUGUUUCCACAAGUCGCUCUGCACAGUAAUGACGUAGUACUUAAUUAAUAUUACUCAGAACCAAGGUCAGAAAUUAAUCUAAAUGCCAGAAAUUGACAAAAAUGUACUAGAAUUUAAAAUGUGGUGGAAAACAACGUCCCUGUUGUGGUAAAUAAUUUUUUUCUUUACAGAAAUAUUUUUUUAUCAUUACAUACACUAAUGCUGUUCAAAAGUUUGGGGUCACUGAGAUUUUUUUUUUUUUUUUUGAAAGAAAUUCAGUUCUUUUUUGCUAUUCAUCAAAGAAUCCUGAAAAAACAAUGAUCAUGGUUUUCACAAAAAUAUUAACCAGCACAAUUGUCUUCAAUAUUGACACUGAAAAUUCAGCUUUGCCAUCACAGGAAUAAAUUACAUUUACGAUAUAUAUUAAAAUAGAAAACAUCUCUUUUCAAUUGAAAUAAUUUUUCUCAAUUUGUGCUGUAUUUUUGAUCAAAUAAAUGCAGCAUUGGUGAGACUUCUUUCAAAAACCUAACCAAGCAAAUCUUACUGACCCCAAGCUUUUGAACAGUGUAAUAUUUGUUUUCAUAAUAUGCUGAUUUACUUGUGUUUAGACCAUUUCAAUUAAAUUAUUAAUUAUUGGACAUAAAAUGGACAUAAAUGAUAUUAGGGAAAAAGAAUAGCCAUCAUAAAUGUAAGAAAUGAAUCAAUUCCAGUUAAUUUCUGAUGCUGCUCAGUACACAUGAGCAAUGUAAUAUAAAGUGUGACCAAGAUUUUCCUUGAAUUCCAAGAAGUUUUCUUGUGCAAACCUCAGCUCUGAGACUUGCCUUCGCACCGCCUGGCUACCCUCACUUACCUCAAUAUCCUGUGUCAGUUUGCCUAUAUCACAAACAACCAUAUACAAUUCUGUAAAUACUAGAAACUGUGAACUUCGGGUUGUUUAUUGUAUUUUAAAGUAUGCUUCUUUUUCUAUGCCAGUUCUUUUGUAACUGUCAAGUUUGCACCUUGAUCACGUUUUUGAACUGUCAAGGACCACACAGAAUGCUACAUUUUUAUUUUUAUUUCUUUUUUUUUUAUAGUAAUACACCCAGAAAGGUUCAUCAUAAUAUUGGGAAAUUUCUCACUUCUAUAACUGAUUUCUUUGCACUCUUUAGCAUUUGUAUAAAACUGGAAGUGAUGGGUGGUUCCAACUUUCAGCCAAUGAAGUGCUUCUGGUGAACAUAUAAUGUAUAGGACUGCCUCAUGCAAGCAUCUGCUGGCGGUUUUUAGUGUAGGUGUGUAUGUACAACUGUAAACAAACGAAGAAAAUCUUUGCUUAUUAUUAAACAAUGUUCAUUGCGCAAAACUAAACAGAGAUAUUCUUUUUCUAAACAGAAGUACUGUUAUGUAGAUUUAAUAAUAAUCUGGGGAUGAAAUCCUGAAGUGUUGCAUUUGUAGAUUCUGUUUCAAAUCAUUUGAAUAGAAAUAAAAAAUCUACGAGUUCUACUGUU